AUGGGACAAACUCUUACUUUCCAUCAAGACCAACAACACCGAACUCUCAGAGAUGACGACGAUUUGGAAAAUCAAUCGGAAAACGAAAAUGCACCAAGUGGUGCAGCUCCAACAACAUUAAAUAAUAGUGAAUUACCAUCAUCAAAUACAACAAAUUCUCAUCCUCAAUUAUUAUUCGGAGGCGCUCCGAUGAUUAUUGAUGGCUUGUUGAAUCAGGAAUUUUUCUCUACCAACAACUCUGAAGAAUUGAUGAAUUUAUUUGGAUAUUAUGGAGGUGUAGAGGGGUUAUUAGGCACUUCUGAUAAUACAAUUCAUGGAGGAAGUGAUCAACCGACAUUUAGAAAAUUCGAAUUCAAGGAAACAAUGUUAUUAAGAAAUGAUAUUAAUAUACAAAAGAAUUCAAUUUUGCUUAAAAAUAGUAAUCAAGAAAAUCACUAUCAACUUUCUUUUAAAUUUAAUGUUAGGUCUUCAUUUGUUGAAGAAUGUAAAGUAUUUGUAUAUUUAAAAGCUAGAGAAAUUAUGAUUGAUGGAAGAGUUGCAUAUGUAUCAGUAUUGAGUCAUGAAAUUCCUGCUAAAUCAUUCCAUCAUCAAGACUUUAUGAAUUUAGACUCAACACAAGAAGAAACACGAGUGGAUUUGAAUAGUGACAAUGAUACAAGAAAGGACUAUAAUGAAUCGGCUUUUGUCGAAUGUACUUUAAAUGAUAUAUUAAUUGAUUUCAAAAAUGAAUUCCCGAAUAGAGAAGAUUUACAAUAUUCAAAUAUUCCACCACAGGUUGAGAAUGAAGAAGUUGAAUUACAAUCUCAACUCGUUCCUCUUGUAGUGGUAUUGUCUUGUGACACCUCUACACAGUAUUCUUUGUGUUCUUUAGAACAACAGGGUAAUGAUCAAUCAUAUUCCAUCAAGGUCAACAAACAGAAAAUUGUAGUUGGAAAUGAACUUUUUGAAGUUGGAGAAAUAUAUCAGCAAUCCACCAAUGAUCAUCAUCAUGAAGAGGAAGAGAAUUUAUGUGUUGUUUGUAUGUCUGAAGAGGCUAAUACUGUUGUUUUACCUUGUGGUCACAUGUCCUUAUGUGAGGGAUGUGCAACUGCACUGAAAGAGCAAACAAACAAGUGUCCAAUUUGUAGACAAAAAGUUGAAAGUGCCAUUAAACUUCCUUCAAACGAAUAG
This is a messenger RNA of Naegleria gruberi, 1170 nucleotides long. RefSeq lists its product as uncharacterized. NCBI's taxonomy places the organism in Eukaryota, Heterolobosea, Eutetramitea, Acrasida, Naegleriidae. Bases 1 to 1170 code for a protein of 389 amino acids. Gene Ontology annotation, biological process: protein ubiquitination. Gene Ontology annotation, molecular function: ubiquitin protein ligase activity. The record is from RefSeq and is a predicted model, not a curated record. The transcript has a single exon.